Messenger RNA from Sphaeramia orbicularis (orbiculate cardinalfish), 5629 nucleotides. RefSeq names its product collagen alpha-1(XX) chain-like. Lineage: Eukaryota; Metazoa; Chordata; Actinopteri; Kurtiformes; Apogonidae. The record is from RefSeq and is a predicted model, not a curated record. The transcript has 42 exons. Bases 120 to 4871 code for a protein of 1583 amino acids. Gene Ontology annotation, molecular function: protein binding.
GGAGCUGGCUGCACACUACAGCCGAACUGGUGCGUGUUGUGUCCCACCUCUGGAAUGCUCUGCAGCGUCUGACUGAAGGAAUAACCCGAACCCAGAGAACACCAGGCCCUGCUUGUUCCAUGUCUCCUCACUUCCUGUCUUCAUCCUCAUCAUCAUCAUCAUCAUCUAUCAGGCAGAUGUUGCGCUUCCUUUUCAGCAUCCUUUUGCUGCUGUCCACAGGAGUCAAUGGCCAAGGUCGUCUCAAGCUGACAGUUCUGUCUGAGGACAGGCUGCAGAUGAAAUGGAAGGAGGCUGAUGGACCUGUUCAGGGCUACAAGGUCAGAGUGAGACCCAUUUCAGAGGUGCCUCAGCCAGAGUUGAUGCUGACCACCACACGGGGCCGGGCAACGGUGGCUGGAUUGGACUCUAGUCAAGAAUACGCUCUGCAAGUCCUUGUUCUCAAUGGGACAACAGAGAAACUUCUGGCAAAGCGACGAUUUACAAUGGAGAGUCUGCGGGAGGAAGAGAUGAUUCGCAGUGGAAGCCGAGAGCAGAAAAAAAAGCUGUUGCCUGUCGGGUCAGGAUCAGGAGACCUGGAUGACACAACAGAUGCUGUUAUGGGUCUGCCAACUGUUCUCUACCCAGAUCCCACAACCACUGCUGCUGCCACUGCUACAACUAUAGAGCCCCCAGCCACAGAAACCCCCACUCAACCCCCUGGGGAGGCACCAGAGAAAAAGGAGAAAAGGAAGAGAAAGAAAGAAAAAGAGCGGGACCAUUCAAAAGUGGACAACAAGGAAGAACAGGCUGAGGACAAACCCCGUAAGACGCCUUUCUCCACGCAGCCAGUUACAGGAAUGUCUCCAAGAAAACCAUUUGAAUGUGACACUGAUGCAGCAGCAGACAUCAUGCUGUUGGUUGACGGCUCCUGGAGUAUCGGACGCACAAACUUCAGGCGUGUCAGAGAUUUCUUGGAGGGCCUGAUGACGCCUUUCCACAUUGGUCCAAAUCACAUUCAGAUCGGUCUAACCCAGUACAGUGGAGACCCCCGGACUGAGUGGCAGCUCAACAACUUUACCACCAAAGAACAGCUGUUGGAGGCUGUAAGGAAUUUCAGAUAUAAGGGAGGAAACACUUUUACAGGUCAGGCACUGCUACAUGUCAUGGAGGAAAAUAUGAAGGCUGAGUCAGGCGCCAGGUCAGAUGUACCUUUUUUCCUGGUUUUACUGACUGAUGGGAAAUCUCAGGAUGAUGCCAUUUCAGCGGCAAACAGGCUGAAGAGUGCCGGCGUUGAGAUCAUUGCUGUAGGUGUGAAAAAUGCAGACGAAGCUGAGUUGAGGCAAGUCGCAUCGGAACCAGUGGAGCUGAAUGUGUACAAUGUCAACGACUUCCCACUGCUCAGCAGACUGGUGGCACGUCUGGUCCACAUCCUGUGUGGGAGGAUAGAGGACCGUGGAAUCUCAAAACGAAUGGAGCCAGGACCAACAGUAGAUCCAGCCCUGUCCUAUCCCAGUCCCACGGACCUGCGGUUCUCUGGACUGGGCUCCAGAGAGGUGAAGCUCCACUGGAACAAUCCUGUGAAUCCAGCCCGGCCAGUCCAGCAGUACAGAGUGGUUUACCACAGUGCAGAGGGUCCGAGUCCACAAGAGGUUGUGGUGGCUGGCUCAGUGUCCAGUGUCCUGUUGGAAAACCUUUCUUCUCAGACCCUUUACCAUGUUUCCAUCUUUCCUGUGUAUGAAGACAAUGUGGGUCUGGCACUCAGAGGGACUGUCACGACAUUGGCCCUGGCCAUGCCUGUUGACUUGGAGGUGACUCCUGCCUCUUACAGCUCGCUCCGGGUGAGGUGGGGUGCAGCUACCGGCGCAACACAGUACAUGAUCCUGUACUCAGCACUCAACCAUGGAGAGCCUGACGAUGCCAAGGAGGAGAAGUUUGGUGCUGAGCAGACGGUGGUGGAGAUUCUGGACUUACUGCCAUCUACAGACUACUCUGUCACACUUUACGCCCUCUAUGAUGAAGAUCCCAGCGACCCUGUUACUGCUGUGGCCACUACAUUCCCUCUCCCACCACCACUCAGCGUUCAGUUCCCGAUGGUCACCCACAGUAUGCUGAGGGUGAGCUGGGUGCCCGGAUCUGUUGACGUCCCUGGCCACAGGAUCACCUACAGCACUAACCACGGCAGUGAUGUCAAGCAGGUGGAGGUGAGAGGACUGAACUCUGUGCUGGUCCAGAACCUGUCAUCUCUGUCCAGAUACCUGGUCUCAGUCCAGUCUCAUUACCCACAAGGCCUGUCUGCAGCACUCACCAGUAACGUCACCACAUUGAAGGUGCCCUCCCCGUCAGACCUCAGGGUGUCUAAUUUCUCUGGCAGUGAAAUCACCGUAUGCUGGGAGGCUGCGGCUGAUGACGUUGUCUCUUACCUUAUCAAGUGGAUCUCACUCAGUGGAGGAGACCUAAGACAGUUGAGAGUGAGUGGGAACAGUGAAGGGGCAAUACUGGAAGGAGUGGAGGAUGACAAGGAGUACCAGAUCUCUCUGUCUGCAUUGUAUGGAGAUGGAGCUCAGAGUGAGGCUGUGGCCAUUCGCUACAGCACAUUAUCGGGUGGAGGCCCCUCGAAUGUACUGAUCUCUGAGGAGACGCCAGUCAGUCUACUGGUCACCUGGGUUCCCCCCAACGCUCAUGUCCUACAGUACCGGGUCACUUACACGGCACUGAAUGGAGCUGAAACCCAGGACAACACUCUAUUAGUCCCAGGUAGUGAAAAGCUGGUGGAGCUGCAGUCAUUGCAGCCAGACACACGUUACAGCAUCCUGGUCACUGCUGAAUAUCGCAACAGGGAAGGAGGAAGUGGUUCAGCUCAAGGCAAAACCACCAGUCUGAGGGUGAGCAGCGUGAGCGUGGUCAGGUCCGACCACUCCAGCAUCUGUGUUUCAUGGAGACCAGUGUCAGCUGUCGACGGAUACCGUAUUGUCAUUCAGUCUGUCAAAGACAAGCAAACAAAGGAAGAACUUGUAGACGAGUCCAGCAGCAGCCACUGUUUCACUGAUCUGCAGCCGGAAACGCUCCACCGCAUCAGUGUUCAUUCACUUCUAGGGUCAGCAGAGGGCGCUGCUGUCUCCAUUCUACAUCCAACAGCCACAGCUCCAGCAAGAAUUCCCAUACAUCCACGGAUGUAUCCAAUCCACAAUGAAGUCUGUCCUGAAGUCACCAUCAGAAACAGUAUAGUGAAAGGGUUUGACAUGAUGGAAGCGUUUGGUCUGACUCAGAGAGCUCACUCAUCUGUGGAGGGCGUGGCAGCCGAGCCCUUUGUCUUCAACACACUCCCUACAUACACUCUUUACAGAGAUGUCCAGCUGACACAGAGCACCAAGUUCAUCCACCCUGCAGGUUUCUCUCCAGAACAUACCAUCAGCAUCGCCUUCCGCAUGUUGCAGGAUACACCCAGGGAGCCCUUUGCCCUCUGGCAGCUCACUGACAUUGACUUUCAGCCCAAAAUGGGAGUAGUGCUUGACCCUGCUUCCAGACAUCUGGUCUACUUCAGUCUGGACUACAGAGGAGAGGUGCAGGAGCUGACAUUUGACCAGCCUCAGGUCCACAGAUUGUUCUACGGCAGUUUUCACAAGGUUCACCUGUCUGUCAGUCAGGUGAGCGUGUCCUUGUCUGUGGACUGCCAGCGCGUGGGCGAGAGGCCAGCCCGUCCUUUAGGCAACCUGCCGACUGAUGGCUUUGAGAUGCUGGGAAAACUGGUGAAGACCCGUGGGCCUAACAGUGGAUCUGCCCCGUUCCAGCUGCAGUCCUUCGAGAUCGUCUGUAACACUACGUGGGCGUUGGAGGACACCUGUUGUGACCUGCCUGGAGUGAGGGAUGAGGAGAGCUGUCCCGCCCCGGCGUACGCCUGUGCCUGCUCCUCUGACAUCCCAGGAGCUCCAGGGCCUCCUGGACCAAUUGGAAAGCCAGGCCCACGUGGUGAGAAAGGAGACAAAGGAGAGCAGGGCCAAAAGGGGGAAGGUGGUCCUCCAGGAAAGCCUGGACUCGAGGGAGGCCUGGGACUCCUGGGCAACAGAGGCCCACGAGGGAUGACCAUGCAGGGCAAAGCGGGUCCACCAGGAGAAAGGGGAGAAAAGGGUGAUCCUGGACGACCUGGAGUCCAGGGUUUACCAGGACCUCCAGGUCCCAAAGGAGAAGAGGGGUUUCCUGGCCCCAAGGGCAUUAGGGGUGUUGAAGGUAACAUGGGUCCGCCAGGCAACACUGGACCCAGGGGUUUCCAAGGAAUGCCUGGACACCCGGGACCUAUAGGGGAGAGGGGCGCUUCAGGACCAGUGGGGCCUACGGGUCUUCCAGGAAAUAAAGGGGAAAGAGGGGAGAAGGGGGAACCUCAGUCCAUGGCCAUGAUCUACCAACUUGUAACACAGGCCUGUGAGCAACUAGUCCACAAGGAGGUGUUGAAGCUGGAUAUGUUCAUUAAUGAAGUAAGUCGUAAGCCUGCUCCUAUUGAAGAGCCAGCGGGGCCGCCAGGGGAACCUGGAAUACCAGGACCUAAGGGCCCACCAGGUGCCAGGGGCACCCAGGGGAACAUUGGCUCUCGGGGGCGAUCUGGUAGACCUGGGUAUCCAGGGGAGCAGGGAAGGAGAGGUAAUCCAGGAGAAAAAGGUGAUGCAGGGCCCAAUGUCCAGGGGUCUCCAGGGAUCAAAGGAUUUGCAGGUCCUCCAGGUGAGUCUAAGCUUGGUGUUCCAGGCUCCAGAGGAGAUGACGGUAAGCCUGGACCUCCUGGUGUCCCCGGACCUCCAGGGCAGCGAGGAGAGAUUGGCCCCCCGGGGGUAUGUGACAGCAGUGGAGGCUGCCACAAGGUUUCCCCACAAACAGAAGACCCUUAUUAUGGCUACCAGCCCUGAGUGGGUAUUGACCAGCAGGCAGCAGUGGUGAGGUGAGAACAGUUCACCACUGAGGAGGUCUGAGGAAGAACUUGCUACUGACUGAUACGAGGCUGCACAAGGGACUGAAAACACAAGAAAAGGAAACACUAUAGGAAGGAUCUCUCUUUGUCCACUUUUUAUAGCUGAUAAAUGAACUGGUGUACUUACUAAGAAUGAGUAGGAUGCUUUCUUAAUAUAGAAAGUAUUUAAACAGGAAGCGUCCUUAAAUAUUUCCCAGUUGGAAAGUGCUGUCUUACAAGCCACAUUCGCACUGAAUUUUUUUGUAACUGUUUUGUAUUUAUGCACUGUAUCAAAGCCAAAUAUCUAAGCCUUCUGUGUUACACUUACAUGUAUUUCACUUGCCAUUCUAACCUUAACUGCCUCAAGAAUAAUGAAAAUACAUAACCCGUGGUCUAAAAGCUUCUUUUUGUUCCAUGGUUUAAGAGAUACUGUGAGAAUGUCUAUUGUGUGUAUGAUAAUUUGUAUAUUGUUUAUGAUAUUUACUGUAAGCAAUUAUUCAUGUUUGAUAUUUUGGUUUUGAACUCAUUGUCAAUACAUGUUUACAUUUUAUGAUUCCUGGGGGUGGGUGACUAGCAUCGCAUCACAAAUGUACGCCCGUAUGUGAGAGAAUAUGUCUAAGUAUGUGAGAGAGGAAACAGAGUGUGUGCAUGCAGCGAUUGUUUUUACACAUACUUUAUAUGUUUUUUGUUUUUGUUAAUAAAGCAAUUUUAACGUGU